AUGACUCCUUAUUUAUACUCAACACCCUUCGUAUCGCGACUUUUGAUUUUGCAGCCUAGAAGUCAUCACGGCAUUUUUAGGCCACAGAAUUUAGAAGUUCGUAUCCAAGUGCUUAUUUCGACGCAACGCAACGAUCUGAGAGCAAAACGAGGCUAUCUUAGCGCCAAGCCGCCAGUGACUCACGAUCCUGCGACCGCUCCUUUUGUCCUUCACAACAACAUGACCACCCGAUACAGAGUCGAAUACGCCCUCAAGGUACGGGACUGGCCUUUGCUGCCUUUGCUGGCUAACAUCGCAGGUCUCCUCGCUGUCCCCUUUGUGCUUCACUCGCAGCCCACCGCCAUUUCCGAGGAACAUGGCGAAGGCCUGAAAGCCGUCGCUGCAGAUACCCACCUUCGAUAUGCCGAGAUUAUGAAGGAUGUAGAGAAUCUCAUGCUCGAUCAUAUCCAUCACCAUGAACGCAACGCCCCCGGCAAAUCCAAGUUGAAUCUCCUCGUUCCCACCGUGGGAACCUUCUUCACCCAGCUGUACCUGGAGGAUGCGUUCAAGUAUCAGGAUCGCCAGCGAUUCAUUAGUCGACGACGAUUCGUCGCCCCCUCAUUCAAUGACAUCCGUCUGAUUUUGAACUCCGCCCAAGUCCUGGGUCUCGUCCGCUCCAGCGACGUGAAGUUGGUCACCUUCGAUGGAGAUGUGACCCUCUACGACGAUGGCGCCUGUCUAAUGCCCGACAACCCCGUCAUUCCCCGCAUCCUGCGUCUUCUCCAACAGGAUCGCAAGAUCGGCAUCGUGACCGCGGCCGGAUACACCGAUGCCCCCAAGUACUACGAGCGCCUGCAGGGUCUCCUGGAUGCGAUCCAUGUCUCGCCUGAUCUGACAGCGGAACAGAAGCAGGGACUCAUUGUCAUGGGUGGAGAAAGCAAUUUCUUAUUCCGCUUCGACCCAUCCGCCGAUGCCCGUUUGGCCUACGUGCCCCGGGAAGAGUGGCUGUUGGAUGAGAUGCAGGCCUGGAGUGAAGGGGACAUCACCGAGCUGCUGGAUCUGGCCGAGUCGGCACUGCGCGCUUGUGCGGCAAACCUGAACCUGCCCGCCGCGGUGCUGCGCAAGGACCGGGCUGUCGGGGUGUACCCAGUGAACGGCGUACGGAUCAACCGGGAGCAACUGGAAGAGACAGUGCUGGUGGUCCAGAAUACCGUCCAACGGUCGGCGGUCGGAUCGCGACUGCCAUUCUGCGCUUUCAACGGUGGAAACGAUGUCUUUGUCGAUAUCGGGGACAAGUCAUGGGGUGUGCGCGCUUGUCAGCGCUACUUUGGGGGCAUUGAUCCGUCCAAGACACUGCACGUUGGAGAUCAAUUCUUGUCUGCUGGAGCUAAUGACUUCAAAGCUCGUCUUGCUUCUACCACUGCCUGGAUCGCAAGCCCCGCAGAGACUGUGGAGCUCCUCGAUGAGUUGGAGGAAAGUGUGCACUCAUGA
Molecule: messenger RNA, 1470 nt
Organism: Penicillium olsonii
Lineage: Eukaryota; Fungi; Ascomycota; Eurotiomycetes; Eurotiales; Aspergillaceae
Source: the annotation of a GenBank genome assembly